Cucurbita moschata (crookneck pumpkin) is the source of this 1508-nucleotide messenger RNA. RefSeq lists its product as uncharacterized. The coding region runs from base 78 to 1448 and encodes 456 amino acids. Lineage: Eukaryota; Viridiplantae; Streptophyta; Magnoliopsida; Cucurbitales; Cucurbitaceae. The transcript is spliced from 2 exons. The record is from RefSeq and is a predicted model, not a curated record. Gene Ontology annotation, biological process: positive regulation of growth.
AAAUCUCCCCCACUGUUAUAUCUCAUCUAUCUAUCUAUCAAUUCCUUCUUCCUCCGCAUUAACCAAACCAAAUCAAUAUGGCCCUCGAGACUUGGCUAAUUAAGGUCAAGACCGCCGUCUCCAACAAAUUCGAUGUGGUUCGAACUUCAACUAUCCUCAACACCAAACCCACAUCGGCUAAGAAAUCGCCGAACCUCGGCGUUUUGGCCUUCGAGAUUGCUGGCCUCAUGUCCAAGCUUUUGCAUCUAUGGCACUCCCUCUCCGACCACAACAUUCUUCGUCUCCGAGAAUCUAUUUCUCUCGAAGGUGUCCUUAAGAUUGUCUCUAACGACGACACGUUCCUCCUCGGCCUCGCCUGCGCUGAAAUGACCGAAAAUCUUCGCCUCCUCGCCAACUCUGUCUCCCGCUUGACCAUUAAAUGUCACCACGCCCAUCUUCGAUCCUUCCCUCGCUUCUUCCACGACUUCGCCGACUCCGGCCGCGAUCUUCACAAUUGGAUUAUGAGCGAGAAAGAAAUGGAGUGUAGGAACAAGAGGAUUGAGAGAUUAGUUACAUUCACUGCAGCUCUUCAUAGAGAAAUGAAUGAGCUUUCAAUUAUGGAAACUGGGUUAAGAAAAGCAGUGGCAAAUUUAGAGUUCUGUGAUCAAGAGAAGAGUUCACCAUUAGAGAUCUCUCUCAAAGAGCAAAAGAUCCUCGACCUCCGACACAAGAUCUUAUGCCAGAGACAAGAAGUAAAGUAUCUAAAAGAGAAAUCUCUCUGGAACAGAACAUUCGACACGGUGAUUUUAAUUCUAGCAACCUCAAUUUUCACAACUCUAGCAAGAAUUAAGGUUGUUUUUGGUAUUGCUCAAACCCCAUCUUCUCUCCCACGUAGCCUCUCCGCCUCUGCCGCUGUCCACCCGCUCAAGAACUUAAACGACAAUGGAAAAAACGCAUUGUUUGAAUCCAAUUCGAAACUUUUAAAGCCUCCCCCGACCACAUUGGGAGCGGCGGGGUUAGCCCUGCAUUACUCCAACCUGAUCAUAGUGAUGGAUAAAAUGAUCAAGGCUCCGCAACUAGUUGGCAUGGAUGCGAGAGACGAUCUUUACUCAAUGCUACCAAAGAGCAUUCGGUCGUCGUUGAGAGCACGGUUGAGAGGGGUUGGGUUCAUAGCGAGCGAUCCGUCGUUGGCAGGAGAAUGGAGGGAGGCAAUGGGGAGGAUAUUGGGAUGGCUGUCGCCAUUGUCACAGAACAUGAUAAAAUGGCAAAGUGAAAGGAGCUUUGAGCAGCAAAAUUACAUGGCACCAAAGACUAAUGUAAUGCUUUUGCAGACGCUUUAUUUUGCUAACAAAGACAAGACAGAAGCCGCCAUUACAGAAUUGCUUGUGGGGUUGAAUUAUAUUUGGAGAUUUGAAAGAGAAAUGACUGCCAAGGCCUUCUUUGCCUCCAACAAUUUCACUGCCUCUUGAUGUCUGUUGUAUAUUUUUAUUAUACAAAGUAUAUAAAUUAUAUGAUGAUUAGGAUCAAAA